CUCAGCAGCCACUCCAGAGAUUAUCUGGACCGCUUCAUCCGAAGCCAGGACUCCUCCGCGGUGAACAAGUUCCAGCAAACGUACUGGAGAACCAAACAGACGCUCAUCAAGGUCACCGGGAAGAAGGAGGACGAGCACGUGGUGGCGUCAGACGCCGAGCUGGACGCCAAGCUGGAGGUCUUCCACUCCAUCCAAAGAACGAGCUUGGAGCUCCUGAAGGUCAUCGAGCUGUACCAGAGACGGAUCUGCUCUCUCUCGCAGGAGGAGAACGAGCUGGGUCGUUUCCUGCGCUCCCAGUGCUCGCAGGACAAAACCAGAGCUGGAAAGAUCAUGCAGGCGACGGGGAAAGCUCUGUGUUUCUCCUCGCAGCAGAGGCUGGCCCUCAGGAAGCCUCUGUGCCGUUUGUACCAGGAGAUCGAAACGUUUCGGUACCGGGCCAUCUCCGAUACGUGGCUGACGGUGAACCGGAUGGAGCAGUCCAGGACCGAGUACCGCGGCGCCUUGCUCUGGAUGAAGGACGUCUCCCAGGAGCUCGACCCCGACACUCACAAACAGAUGGAGAAAUUCCGCAAGGUUCAGGCUCAGGUGAGAACCACCAAAACCAGCUUUGACCAGCUGAGGAACGACGUGUGUCAGAAGGUGGACCUGCUGGGAGCCAGUCGCUGCAACCUCCUCUCACACGUUCUGACCACAUACCAGACGACACUUUUGCACUUCUGGGAGAAGACGUCCCACACCAUGGCGGCCAUAUCUGAGAGCUUCAAGGGCUGUCAGAACUACGAGCUGUCCACACUGAAGAUGUUACACGACGCCACGGACAAACCGGCUGAGAAGGAGAAGAAGAAAACUAAAGAAGAAACGGGAGAAGAAAAGAGAGACGAGAGCGCCGGAGAGCAAAUCAUCUCAUUAGGAAAUGAAACCACGAACAAUAAAACCAGAGAAGGGGGGGAGGAGGACAGCAUGGCUCUGCUCGCUGAGAUCCUGGGAGACUUGUUUGUGGACCAAGGGGACUCCUCCCAGAACUGGACCGAGGGGUCUGGACAGACGGACGCCCAGCUGAAGGAGAAGUCCUUCUUUCUGCCCUCACAGCUGCUGGACCAGAGUCUGAAGAGGUCCUCGGUCUCAGAUCAGAGCGGCGUUUUCUCACCGGCCCUCGUCGGUGCAGCAGAACCCUCACCUGGACCUGAACAGAACCCUCAAAACCCAGCACUGAAAGAACCUGGAGCACCCAAAGACCUGUCCGCAUGGUUCCACCUCUUCGCUGACUUGGACCCUCUUUCCAACCCGGACGCGAUCGGUGAAGCCAGCAGAGAGCACGAGCUUCACACGGCGUAGUUCUUCCUCAGCAUCAGGACUUCUCUUCAAACAGGACGCCCUCCAUGAAAACUCACCUGAAACCGAACUCUGACCUUUAGAAACUUUAUUUGUACAAAACAAUUUAAA
Molecule: messenger RNA, 1443 nt
Organism: Nematolebias whitei (Rio pearlfish)
Lineage: Eukaryota; Metazoa; Chordata; Actinopteri; Cyprinodontiformes; Rivulidae
Gene: ica1
Product: islet cell autoantigen 1
Exons: 11
Biological process (GO): regulation of transport
Cellular component (GO): Golgi apparatus
Molecular function (GO): protein domain specific binding
Source: RefSeq, a predicted model, not a curated record